This is a messenger RNA of Naumovozyma castellii, 762 nucleotides long. It is a transcript of the gene PRE6, whose product is annotated as proteasome core particle subunit alpha 4. The transcript has a single exon. The coding region runs from base 1 to 762 and encodes 253 amino acids. Lineage: Eukaryota; Fungi; Ascomycota; Saccharomycetes; Saccharomycetales; Saccharomycetaceae. The record is from RefSeq and is a predicted model, not a curated record.
AUGAGUGGCUACGACAGAGCAUUAUCUAUUUUUUCCCCUGAUGGACAUAUUUUCCAAGUAGAGUAUGCUUUGGAAGCAGUCAAAAGGGGUACAUGUGCCGUUGGUAUCAAAGGUACCGAUUGUGUUGUUCUCGGUUGUGAAAGAAGAUCAACUCUAAAAUUACAGGACCCCAGAAUUACACCAUCAAAGAUUUCUAAAAUUGAUUCGCAUCUUGUCCUUUCAUUUUCAGGUUUAAAUGCUGACUCGAGAAUUUUAAUUGAAAAAGCAAGAGUGGAAGCACAGAGUCAUAGGUUAACGUUAGAAGAUCCUGUUACGGUGGAAUAUUUGACACGUUACGUUGCAGGUGUGCAACAAAGAUAUACACAGUCUGGUGGUGUCAGACCAUUUGGUGUCUCAACUUUAAUAGCUGGUUUUGAUCCAAGGGAUAAUAAACCAAAAUUAUAUCAGACUGAACCUAGUGGGAUAUACUCAUCCUGGACAGCUCAGACUAUAGGUAGAAAUUCCAAAACAGUUCGUGAAUUUUUAGAAAAGAAUUAUAACCGUGAUGAACCUCCUAAAAAUGUCGAAGAAUGUGUAAGACUGACAGUUAAAUCUCUUUUGGAGGUAGUUCAAACUGGUGCCAAAAAUAUAGAAAUCACAGUAGUUAAGCCAGAUUCAGAGAUUAUCACUUUAACGAAUGAGGAAAUCAACAAAUACGUGAAGGAAAUUGAAGAAGAAAAACAACAAGAGAAAGAAAAUGAAAAGAAAAAGGGAUCUAACUAA